AUGAACGGACAGCUGUCCAACAACAAUUUUCCGCCUCUGGCGGGACCUCCCAAUGCCGGACGGCCGGGGCCCAAUCUGUCUGAUCCCAAGUUGAACUCGUUAGGUUCAUCUACGUACGAUCUUCACAAUAUGGAACAUUCACAGCCAGCUGCAAACACGUUUGUGAAGAAGCAGGAUCCGUCAGACGACCCGGGCUAUUUGGACUGGGCGUCCAACCUACUAAUGGGCCAGAACCCGGAGUUCAUGGCCUCUCCGUAUGAUUUUCCAACUACGGCAUCUGCAGCCCCACCACCCAAUAAUCCCAUCAUGCAACGAAUCCAGUAUCAGAAUAGUGUGUAUGCCGACAACCCACCUGAGAUUCGCACCACUACGACGAAACAGCGCCGGCCCUGUGAUAACUGCCGCCGUAGAAAGACCAAAUGCUUGGUUCUCCCUGGCGCUAGCACCUGUUCUCAGUGUGACGCCAAGGAUAUAGCAUGCACCUUCAAUUCUCACACACAUUCAAAGGAGCCGGAGCCUAAACGAGCGAAGUUGAACGACUCGGUGUUGAGUCAUCACGAUAUCAUUCCGCCUAACGUGCCCAUUCGAACAGUGGCUCCAGUGCAAGACUAUUCGGCCAUGAACAAUUCACUUCUCAAAAAGACUCUCUCUCUACAGUUCCCGCGCUCCUCAUUCUAUGUAGGUCCUACUUCGUAUUUGUUCGACAACAAUCUUUUGGAGGUCGUUCUUGGGGCUCAAGCAAAACCCCCAUCAGCGCCCGGUUCGGGUCCUUCAAGCCACAAUAAAAUUGAGCAAGUAAAUUUGAGUGACUCUAUACUGCUCCGAAAAGUUGGCCCACGUACUCAAUUUGUUCUCAAAGACGAUCAAUCGAAGCACUCAUUCCAGAACAUGACGACAGAUGUUGAUUCCAUUGAGAAAUUUAUAGCUCCCCAUGGCCAGAUCCUCAUAGAUCUUUACUUUCGAAUAAUCCAUCCCUCAUAUCCCGUGCUUCACAAGAAAGUUUUCUUGGAGAAGUAUUCCCGGACCCACAGAGAAUUCAAUGCACCUCUUUUGGCUGCAGUAUACGUUCUCGCCAUCCAAUGGUGGGAUUAUGACCCUCAUUUGAACAGAUAUCCUAAACCCAAUGUUGAGCUUAUUCUCAAAAUCGCUCUCACAAACUACACUUUGGAGAUUCUCAAGCGCCCCAAAUUGAGUGCGGUUCAGGCCGGGCUAUUAUUGUUGCAAUGCAAACAUAUCCUUCAUGCUAAUAACGAAGAACGAGCACCAAAAGAUUCCAUUUCUCAAGCUUCUGCUCUUUUGAACUCGUCCUUCAAUGAUUCUGACUACAAUGAUUGGGUAUUGUGCUCUCAAGUCGUUGCAUUAGCGGAAGAAUUGGGCUUGGGUCUCGAUUGCGACAAUUGGAAGCUUCCGAAGUGGGAAAGAGGGCUUCGAAAAAGACUUGCUUGGGCAGUCUAUUUGGAGGACAAGUGGUUAUCGUUGAAAAACUCACGGCCGCUGCACAUAAAUGACAUCAACUUCAUUGUUCUGGAAUUGGCUGAGGAAGAUUUCCCAGAAAAGCAUGGCGAUGGUGACUUGAAAGAAGGUUCAUCAGAUAUCACAAAUGGAAAGAAAAAUUUCAUGAACCUCAUCGGAUUGUCGGCUAUUGUUUCUGAGAUCUUAGAUUCGUUUUUCUCUAUGAAGGCCAUGCGGGAUAUCACGGAUAUAAAUGAGGUCUUGCGAAUUGCAAAGCCCAUUCAACUCAAGCUUCGUCUAUGGUACCACUCUUUGCCUGUUGAACUCCAAAUGAACUCAGUGCAGCCCCGCAAAUUGUGCUCGAAUGGGUAUCUUCAGCUCGCUUACUUUGCCGCCGAGUUAACUCUCCACAGGAAAAUUAUAACAACUAUUUAUCAGCAAAGUUCGAAAGGCUCAAGUAUUUCGGAGGAGUUGGUAACAGUCUGCCGGACAGCAGCCAAGACCAGACUCUUGGCUUCGAUUGAGUUCGUUCGUGAUCUAAAACCCGAACACAUUCAUUCAUUCUGGCACUGUUCCUCGACCUCAAAUAUCACAUUAAUUGGAACUUUUGCUGCUUUGCUUUUUAUUUCUGCCACCUCAAAGGAGGAGGCUGAGAGCUAUAAAGAACAUAUAUUCAACUACCGCUGGAUUUUGAAGAUAUCCUCUAAGGGAUUCCCACAGGUCAGUGAUGCUUUGCAAAAGCUCGACCUAGUUCUUAACCAAAUUCCUGGUUUAUUGACUGAGAGUACUGAGCAGCCUACAAUGGUCCCAAAUGUUCCCACAAUUGAUCAUAGCAAAACAGCUCAGAAACUCCUGCCCUUUAGUCAACAACCAAUGCGCCUGCCUUCGGUACAAAGUCAUUCACAACAGGCGCAAAACCUGCCUUCAGUUCACCAAGUUCCAACUGUUCACGCUGCCAAGAAUACCGAAAUGAAUUCUCCCAUGCUGACCUAUGGCCAAAAUCACCCAAGUCUCCACACUGCGUCAAACAGCCUCUUUCUCAGCAACCAAGCCGCGACAAAUAGAGCCAAUUCUUCUGUCCAAAACAGGGAGAAGGACAAUGUUCAUCCUGGGUCCGCUCAGUCCUUCCGAAUUCCAUCUCAUGCCUCUGUGCAAUCACCUUACAAUUCUCCACAACCAUUCCAGCAAGGGAACACGAGCGCACGAGGGAGCCAGGUGGGCAACUCUCCUCAUUCAUCGCGGGGAUUGUCGCCAGAGAUAAUUCGCCUGCAGAAGUAUGUGACGAGCGAGGAUUAUUCCAAUGAACAGCCGGGAUUAGCUCGACACAACUCCCAUGAUUCAUUGAAGCAAGAAAAUUAG
This is a messenger RNA of Australozyma saopauloensis, 2811 nucleotides long. RefSeq names its product Dal81p (gene DAL81). Gene Ontology annotation, biological process: DNA-templated transcription. Gene Ontology annotation, molecular function: zinc ion binding; DNA-binding transcription factor activity, RNA polymerase II-specific; DNA binding. The transcript has a single exon. Lineage: Eukaryota; Fungi; Ascomycota; Pichiomycetes; Serinales; Metschnikowiaceae. The record is from RefSeq and is a predicted model, not a curated record. Gene Ontology annotation, cellular component: nucleus. Bases 1 to 2811 code for a protein of 936 amino acids.